Molecule: messenger RNA, 1635 nt
Organism: Acanthosepion pharaonis
Lineage: Eukaryota; Metazoa; Mollusca; Cephalopoda; Sepiida; Sepiidae
Source: the annotation of a GenBank genome assembly
AUGGCGACAAAAAUCCACGUUUGGCUUGAUCCUACUUUUCUUUCUUUCUUUCUUUCUUUCUUUCUUUCUUUCUUUCUUUCUUUCUUUCUUUCUUUCGUUUUGCUGUUCCAUUUCAAAAAAAUCUCUUUCUUUUCAUACGUUCUGCAGUCUGAAGUGGGAUACUGCAUGACCCGAAUUGAAAAUAGCUGUAAUGAUGUCACCCGUCAGUCAGCCAUCAGAGAACUCAAUCAAACCUUCAAUUAUUUCUGCUACAGUGGAUGGAAUGUUCGCAGUGUAGCCUUGCGCUGGACUAAACCAUCCCUCAUUUUCCUUCCCACUUUUUCAUCUUUCUUUUUAUCUUCCCGCGUCUCCUUUUCUCGACUUGUUUCUUCCUUUCUUUUCCCUUCUUUGCUGUUUGCCGCCGUCGCCACCGCCGAGCCUUACCACCAAAAUCUGUCGCCACCAUCACCAACUACCACUAGUGCCAUCACUUUCUCUACUACAGCUACAACCGAACCUUCAAGCGUUGUGUCUGUAGUCUAUUUGCUUAUACCUCGGGCUCCUAUCUAUCUAUCUAUCUAUCUAUCUAUCUAUCUAUCUAUCUAUCUAUCUAUCUAUCUAUCUAUCUAUCUCAGACUCUUAGUCAUCUGUCUCUGCAUUUAUAUCUGUUCAUUCUUAUAUUACCAGAAAUUCCAGAGUUGCUUCCAUCAUAACAAAAAGAAAGUACAGGAGAAGGUUCGUUUGUGCUAUUCAUCUUCGGAACUCCAUCACAAGCACUUCUUUGAGCAUGAUUACGAAUACGGAAAUCGCGACUUCCGCCGCGACUUCGGAACCUUCUUUGACGAAUACGACAUUACUGAUAUGGACCGUACAGACGAUGAUGGAGAGAUCCCAGCUGGAGAGAUGCCCCCCGAGCAGACUAGGGCCGAGGCUGAACCAGAGAACGAUUCCACUCCAGACUCCGAUGCUGACGCCGAUUCUGAUGCGAGAUGGAACCGUCGCAACUGGCGUUACUUCAACAGACACGACAGAUAUCGUAAUCGUGAGUACUACCCGAACGGCUAUUGGCCCAAUCGCGGCGACAGCAACCGUGAAUACUACAACAAAGAUUAUUAUGGCCAGGAGUACUACAACAGAAACAACCAGUGGAACUACGAUCGCUACCAUGACCGUUAUUACAAUCGCCGUGACAGAGUCUGGAGAGAUAAUACUCACGGUAACGAGUACUAUACCAGGAGUUACGAGCGUCUGAACAGUGAGACUCCAGAAAAAACUGAUGGCGAAUUUGCUGCCGCUGCCAACGCCGAAGCUAAACCUGACCCCGCAGCGCAAGGUGGUGACUAUUAUGACGAUUACAGGAAUAUGAAUGACUACGGACGUCAUGAUAUGCACAACAGACCUGACCGUUAUGAACAGGAUUAUUACUCUUGGAGACACUACAACCGUUACGGCUAUGAUGAUGACCAGCCUUAUCACAAGGCUUCUGGAUACGGUGAUGGAUAUUACUAUGAUGAUUACGGCAGAGACUGGAGAUAUAAUAAUAAUCGUUAUUAUUACGGCAGGAAUUACUGGCGUCAUGACAUGAACUAUGGAAGACCAGAAUAUUGGGCGUUUUACAAUUACGAUGCCCAAUACCGCAACACUAUUUGCAAGUAA